Molecule: messenger RNA, 642 nt
Organism: Rhizopus microsporus ATCC 52813
Lineage: Eukaryota; Fungi; Mucoromycota; Mucoromycetes; Mucorales; Rhizopodaceae
Exons: 4
Coding region: 1-642 (213 amino acids)
Source: RefSeq, a predicted model, not a curated record
AUGUCUCUGAAUAGCAGAUAUCGCGAAAGAAAAUAUAAUACAUCUGAUAAUGAUCGUUUAUUAAGAGCAUUGUCUCAACCAGUCCAAGCAUGGGAUAAAAAGUGGGCAUUACAUUCUAAUUCAAAGACAUUUCAAACAUAUAAAUGGGUCAAAUCUGAAAGACAAAUUGAGUUUGAGCAAGAUGAAGAAAGCGAGCCUGAGGCAGAUCUUGUGGAGACAACUCAAGAUAUUAGUAACGAAACAAAGGAUGUGAAUAUGGAAGAAACAGUAAAGAUUGAACCGGAAACAACAGUGAACAAUGGACCUGUAAUCAAUAAAGCAAUUGAUGCCAUUCAACAAGAACAAGAAGAUGAUGAGAAACGGUCUCAUACACCAAAGUUAGAUGAUAUAUCUGAUGAAGAACCAGAGCCAUCGUUAGACAAUGAAGAUGAAGAUAACGAUGUUGAUAAUAUAAAUGAUCCAUCUAAACACCCAGCAUUUGCACCUCAUGCUCAAGCGCACAUGACAGACGAUGACUUGAUGACAGAUUCUGCUGCUGCUACACCCAAUACUUUUACAGAAAAUAAUACACCUAUGCCUAGCAAUGCUGAAGAUGAGACAAUGGAAGAUGUCACAGAAAAUAAAGCCAAUACUUUACAAUAA